AUGAAUCGUUACUUAAUCAACCUAUCCUACAUUGGCACUCGAUUUCGUGGCAUUCAGCGCAAAAUCGAUAAAACAAUCGGUCAGUUUAAGGAUCCACAUACCGUGCAAGGAGUAAUCGAGGAAGCUUUGCUGAAACUCAGGCCUGUUAAUGAACCCUUGUUGAAACUAUCGAGUCGCACUGAUACUGGCGUGCAUGCGCUGCACAAUACCGUCCAUGUGGAUUUACAACGCCCGAAUGGAAAACCGUACGACACGCAUCGUAUCACUACAACGCUUAAUCGUGCGUUCGAGAAAGAAGCCCAAUCUUUGCGCAUUCUUAGCACCGUGCACGUUCCGCACACCUUUCACGCACGAUUAUGCGCCAAAUCACGUACUUACCUGUAUCGGUUGGCGGUGUUGAAGAGGAAAUAUGCUUGUGAUUCCACCCGACAGCAUCCACACUCACGUUUCAUUCCGAUAGAAGAACACGACCGGUGCUACUUUUUAGGACACUCGCAGUUCGAUAUCGUUACAUUCGCUACGGUUGCUAAGAUGUUCGAAGGGAUGCAUGAUUUUCGAACUUUUAUGGCUGUUGCUAAGGGUAAUCCUCGGCAGCAGGAAGCGAUGCAUUCGCUAAGACGUAUCGAUCAGAUCACGGUUGAACGAGGACAGAGUAUGACGGCGGUAUUUAAUAGUGAACAGACUGAACAGUUUUACGACUUUUGGGACGUACGUAUACGAGGACGAUCGUUUCUCUAUCGUCAGGUGCGGCGUAUGGUAGGUGCUUGGGUGGCUGCAGCUGAAGGACGUAUUGACGAACGCGACAUUUAUCGUAUGCUUACCGUACCGUCUCAGAACUCCUGGUGUAGCAACGUAUUUGUAGCGCCCGCCUACGCUCUGUAUCUUUGUCACGUAGAGUACGAUCCUAACGAUAUAACCUUCCCGAGUGCAGAACCAGAAAGUUAUCAUGACCAGCUUUCUGGAACAAUUGCGUAA
Messenger RNA from Anopheles marshallii, 975 nucleotides. Its product is annotated as tRNA pseudouridine synthase-like 1. The transcript has 5 exons. The coding region runs from base 1 to 975 and encodes 324 amino acids. Gene Ontology annotation, molecular function: RNA binding; pseudouridine synthase activity. The record is from RefSeq and is a predicted model, not a curated record. NCBI's taxonomy places the organism in Eukaryota, Metazoa, Arthropoda, Insecta, Diptera, Culicidae. Gene Ontology annotation, biological process: tRNA pseudouridine synthesis.